CCCGUGCACCCCCCCGGAUGCCGGGGGUCAGAGCGGGGCGGGUUGUGUGGGGGGGUGUGCGUGUCCCUGGGGAGGCCCUGCCGGGAAGCCGGUGGGGGGGGGGACCUGGGAGCGGGGCCAGGGGCUGCCCGGGGCGUGGGAAGCGGGGCUGGGGGGGGGGGGAACCCUGAGCCCCCCCUGGAGCUGGGGGGGGGGGGGGGGGCUGAGCCCUGGGCCCCUAAUAGCUGGGGGGGGGGGGGGUUGAGGCUUGGGUACCCCACAGCCGGGGGCGGUGGGGAGGGAAGGCCCGGGCCUCCCAUAAGUGUGUGUGGGUGAUCCCCAGGGACCCCACAGCGGGGGGGGUGAGGCCUGGGCCCCCCCAUAGCUGGGGGGGGGGGGAGCCCCGGCCCCCCCCGCUGGGAGGGGGGGGGGCGGGCACAGCCCGGGCAGCGCUCAGGCAUAGCGGCGCCCCCUGGCGGCGGCGCGGCGGCCCUAGCGCUCGGAGAGCGGCGCCGUUCGGCUCCCUUCGUCGCCGUUCGGCUCCCUUCGGCUCCCCUCGGUUCCCUUCGGCCCUUCCCGUCUUCCCUCGGUCCCGCUCGGCCCAUCCCGGCCCGGGCGAUGGCGGCGGGUCGCCGUUCGCCGCCCGGUCCCUGCUGCCCGUCGCGGGUGGCGGUGCCCAGCGUGCACCAGAGCCUGCCCGAGAUGGACUUCGAGCGGGGGAUCUGGUCGGCGGCGCGGGAUGGGGACGAGCCCCGGGUGCUGCAGCUGCUGGAGCGGCGGGGGGAGCCCAGCCAGCCCGACCUGGCGGGGUACACGGCCCUGCACUACGCCAGCCGCAACGGGCACCUGGGGGUCUGCCGGCUGCUGCUGCAGCGGGGCGCCCGCUGCGACGCCCGCACGCCCGGGGGUGCCACCCCCCUGCACCGCGCCAGCUACUGCGGCCACCUCGCCGUCGCCCGGCUCUUGCUGGACCACGGCGCAGACCCGGCUGCCACCGACGAGGACGGCCGUACCAGCCUGCACAAGGCGGCUGAGCAAGGCCACCGGGAGCUCUGCGCCCUCUUCCUGCGGCACAGCCCGGCGUUGGCCGGCAUCCGCGACGCCAAGGGUCGGCAACCCCGCGACGUGGCCGACCCGGCGGUGCGGGACCUGUUGGAUACCUGAGGGGGACACGGCGGAGCCUGGAGAGUCGGAGCCACCGCGCCGCGGGAGACACGGUGCCACCGGACCCGGUCGGCGAUGGAUAAACAAAGCUCCUGGCACCGAA
Aquila chrysaetos chrysaetos is the source of this 1246-nucleotide messenger RNA. RefSeq names its product ankyrin repeat domain 39 (gene ANKRD39). NCBI's taxonomy places the organism in Eukaryota, Metazoa, Chordata, Aves, Accipitriformes, Accipitridae. The record is from RefSeq and is a predicted model, not a curated record. Gene Ontology annotation, molecular function: protein binding.